This is a messenger RNA of Pieris macdunnoughi, 1896 nucleotides long. Lineage: Eukaryota; Metazoa; Arthropoda; Insecta; Lepidoptera; Pieridae. The record is from the annotation of a GenBank genome assembly.
AUGAGCUCCAUAGUGAAUGUAGCUGCCGACGUAAUAUCUGGGACAGCUAUUGCAGCCGCAGGUACGCAGGUAGCAUGGUUCAUACCAAUGUUAGUGGCUGCAAUAGCCUACUACCAAUACGACCAGACUGACCCUGAGGGAAGACCAGCUGAUGUUGAUGAAGCAACACUGUUACCAUACUACGAUUUCAUAGUAGUCGGCGCUGGUUCUGCCGGAUCAGUGGUAGCCAGUCGACUCUCAGAGAUACAUAACUGGAGAGUGUUAUUACUAGAAGCAGGAGGAGAUGAGACUGAGAUAUCUGAUGUGCCUUUACUGGCGGGGUAUCUGCAAUUGAGUAAACUUGACUGGAAAUACAAGACAGAACCGCAGGGCACCACUUGUUUAGCCAUGGAAGGUGGUCGAUGCAACUGGCCUCGGGGUAAAGUACUAGGCGGCAGCUCUGUAUUGAACUACAUGUUGUACUUACGCGGAAAUAAAAAAGAUUACGAUACAUGGGAGUCUUUGGGGAAUAAGGGUUGGGGAUACAAAGAUGUACUCUACUACUUCAAGAAGUCAGAAGACAAUCAGAACCCAUCGCUAGCCCAAACGCCAUAUCACAGCACUGGUGGAUACCUAACAGUAUCUGAAGCACCAUACCACACUCCACUUGUUUCAAGUUUCAUUGAAGCUGGCUUGGAAAUGGGUUAUUUAAAUCGCGAUAUUAACGGCGAAAACCAAACAGGCUUUAUGGUUGCGCAAGGGACACUGCGACGAGGGAGUCGCUGUUCCACUUCUAAAGCAUUCCUGCGACCAGCCAAGGAUCGCUUGAACUUACACAUUGCAAAGAAUUCCUUCGUAACAAAGGUUUUAAUCGAUCCAAGAACUAAAACCGCCUUUGGCGUAGAAUUUGUCCGGAACAAAAUGAUUCACCGCAUAAGGGCAAGAAAAGAAGUGAUACUAUCAGGUGGUACUAUUAAUUCUGCUCAAUUACUACUCCUCUCAGGCAUAGGUCCCGCAGAAGAACUGGCGAAACAUAAAAUACCGUUAAUACAAAACCUACAAGUUGGGCGGAAUUUACAAGAUCAUAUUGGACUUGGGGGUCUAGCAUUCACAAUUAACAAACAAUUAUCAAUUGUUGAGCAUAGGUUACACACAGUUAGUACACUUAUGCAAUACGCUGUUUUAGGAGAGGGACCCCUAACUAUCAUGGGCGGAGUUGAGGGAUUAGCCUUUGUCAAUACAAAGUACGUAAAUGCCUCCGAUGAAUUUCCUGACAUAGAAUUUCACUUUAUAUCUGGAUCCACAAAUUCUGACGGAGGUGGACAGAUAAGAAAAAUUCACGGUUUGACUGAACAAUUUUACAACGCUGUGUAUGGUCCAAUAAAUAACAAGGAUGUGUGGAGCAUAAUACCGAUGUUACUACGCCCUAGAAGUAAGGGAUUUAUUCAAUUGCGCAGUGCCAAUCCAUACGACUAUCCUUACAUAUAUCCUAACUACUUAACAGACGAACUGGAUGUCAAAACUUUAAUCGAGGGUGUAAAGAUUGCAGUCGCUGUCUCAAAAACUGAAGCUUUCCGGAGAUACGAUUCUAUGUUGAAUCCCUAUCCUUUCCCAGCGUGCGUGAGCAUACAACGGUAUACGGAUGCAUACUGGGAGUGUAUGAUACGACAAUAUACAUGUACCAUAUAUCAUCCGGUAGGCACGGCAAAAAUGGGGCCAUAUUGGGACCCUGAAGCCGUCGUUGACCCAGAGUUAAAAGUGUAUGGAAUUAAAAAUUUACGAGUUAUAGAUGGUAGCAUAAUGCCUAAUAUAGUGAGCGGAAAUACAAAUGCUCCGAUUAUUAUGAUUGGUGAAAAAGGAAGCGAUAUGAUAAAAGAAUUUUGGUUGAAGCGUCGACGUUCUAGGUAUUACUUGUGA